This is a messenger RNA of Myripristis murdjan (pinecone soldierfish), 2417 nucleotides long. It is a transcript of the gene tmed1b, whose product is annotated as transmembrane p24 trafficking protein 1b. Lineage: Eukaryota; Metazoa; Chordata; Actinopteri; Holocentriformes; Holocentridae. The record is from RefSeq and is a predicted model, not a curated record. Bases 72 to 776 code for a protein of 234 amino acids. The transcript has 5 exons.
UGCUGCGGAAGAGAGAUGUGAAGGAGAUGGCAGAAGUUAGAUAGUGGUGUUUUAGCGACUAUUUUUUGACGAUGGAGCUCUGCCGAAAGAGAGGGGGCAGCGGGACGGGUCUGUUUGUCUUUACGGUGGCUGUGGGGUGGUGUUUGGGCUCGGCCUGGUCUUUUGGACCGAGCCAAGACAGCGAGUUCACGUUUCUGUUGCCAGCCGGAACAUCCGACUGCUUCUUCCAGACAGCAGCCAGGAAUGGCACGAUGGAGGUCGAAUAUCAGGUGAUAGCAGGGGCGGGUAUGGAUGUUGACUUCACCAUUAUUUCACCUCAAGGCUACCAGCUCAUCGCUGAGUCUCGGCGCUCUGACGGAGUCCACAUGGUGGAGUCUACAGAAGAGGGAGACUAUCAAAUCUGCUUUGACAACAGCUUCAGUCGCUUCUCCGAGAAGAUGGUGUUCUUUGAGGUCAUCAUUGAGGGACAAGGAGGAGAUGUUGGGGGGGAUGAGGAGUGGAUGGGGUUAGAGGAGCCUGAAGGCAGUCUCCUGGAGUACAAGCUGGAAGACAUCCGGGAGUCGAUGGACUCGGUGCACCGGCGCUUGGAACGCAGCCGACAGAUGCAGACGGUACUGCGGGCCUUUGAGACACGGGACAGGAACCUUCUGGAAGACAACCUGUGGCGGGUUUCAUUCUGGUCCUGUGCCAGUGUACUGGUCAUGCUGUGUGUGGCGCUCACCCAGGUGUACACUGUCCGCAAGCUGUUUGAUGAUAAGAGGAGAGUCUGCACAUAGAGCGGCAUUACAAGACACGCUGGAAAAGGAAAGAACAACUCAACACAAAGAUUUCCGUCUGGUUACCCACUGAGAUUAUGCAUCUCGAUACGAUUUCUCACUUAGCCUACGUGUAAGCCAUGGGUCUCCAUCAGCAAUGUACCUUUCCUGAGAGGACAUUAUUGGAUCUUUUUUUAAACCUGCACUAUGCCAUUUCCAGUUAACAAAACUGAAACUAAUUUGUGGUUUGUGGUGACGUUUUGAGAUGGAAUGAUAUUAACUAAUAUCAGCCUUGCUGGGGACUAGCCAUGUUACUGUUCCUAGCCCUCCUCCUCCUCCUCCUCAAAGUUUGUUGCCAGAAUCCGUGCCAGAUUCAAGCGCUCUACCCCUCCUGUUCCUGAAAAUUCACAAUGAAGGGAUCCAUGAUGUGAUUGAGCACAACAACCUACAGAAGUGCUGGCAGUCAACUGAACAUGCCACCUUCUGAAUGAAAAAGAGAGUGCAAUAAGAAACCUAACAAACAUAACAUUGUUUGCUUUGCUUAACUAUCAGCCUGUUGACACAGAGCUCUGUAAAGUUUGUCCUCCGUCCUGCUGUGGUGUUCAUUAUCGGCGGGAGGGAGGGAGGGAGGUAGGGGAGUUGCUUUUCAAAGAGUUCACAUUGAAGUUGUUGCUGCUCUCAUCAGCAUCUAGUGAUCAGAUAAAAUUACGUAGUGCACGGUAACGCUGUCCAAUUUUGUUUUUGGUGGGUGUUAAUAAAUGUUUGUCUGCAGUCGUGGAUUAGAGGUAGAUCAUAGUGGGUAGCAAGAUAAUCCAACAGCUCAUUUUAUUCAGUGCCUUUAAAGUCAGGAUCAAGCUCGAACAUAAAUGAGGGUGCUGCCCCCAAAUAUUGAACAACAAUUUUUUUUAUAGUGCAUCUUGUGUCCUACACUCCUUAAACUUGUUUACCGGUGAGUUGUAUUUGCAGUUUUUUCAUCACAAAAGAUGGAAGGUCAUUUUUGUGCCACGGGUCAAAAAUAUCAUCGAGCAACCCUGUGUUUACUGCUUGAAUUCACAACUUUGAAUCAAAACUAACUUCAGUUUACCAGUUUACUCGGGAUAGCUGAAUGUGCAAUAGUGUUCUUGGCCUGUUUGCUCUUCCUGACAGUGUGCAGUCUUUCAUCACAACUGUGACCUUUUUUUUUCUUUCCUUUUUUUAUUCCCUUAGUUGCAGCCUUAUUUUUUUUAUUUUUAUUUUAGUUUAUUUUUGGUGUUUGGUGUGACUGAUCUCAUGUGCCAGCAAGACUAUGUGCUAAUCUGUAGACAAAGGAACAAUCUAAAUAUUUAGGAGGAUUGUGUGCCAGUAGUCUUGGAGACUCAUUCAGUAUAUCAAGUAUGUCAAACAAGAUAUCUGUCAGCAGAAUCAAGUGUGAUCAUAUGGAUUGUACGAUGUGUUUGUGUGCGGUGUGUUUAUGUUUCAUUUUGUCCUGGAGGCAAUCAAAUGGUUUUCUGAUGAAUGUUUAAUGUGUCGUUUGAAUUUGACAUUUUGAUUGUACUCCGUUGUGUUGACUUUUACCAAGAAGAGACAUUCAUUACAUUCUGUACAUAAUCAUUAAGUAUCAGGUUUUCAUAGGAGCCAGUGCUUUUAAUAAAUCCAUUUUUACACAAUAAAGGUUUAGUUGCA